CGCCGGGAGCCGCCGGGGAGUCCGCCUCCGCCGGGCCGCGCCCGCCCCCCGCGAGCAUGGGCGCCCACCCGCGCGCUGCCGUGGUCGCGGGGCUCCCGCCGCCCCGAGCGCUGCCGCUGCCUCUGCUCCUGCUCCUGCUGCUAUCGCCGCCAGUGGCCAUCGCCUCCGAGGCUGAGCACCGUCUGUUUGAGAGGCUGUUCGAAGAUUACAACGAGAUCAUCCGACCUGUAGCCAAUGUGUCUGACCCCGUCAUCAUCCAGUUUGAGGUGUCCAUGUCUCAGCUGGUGAAGGUGGACGAAGUAAACCAGAUCAUGGAGACCAACCUGUGGCUCAAACAAAUUUGGAAUGACUACAAGCUGAAGUGGGACCCCUCUGAGUAUGAUGGGGCGGAGUUCAUGCGUGUCCCUGCACAGAAGAUCUGGAAGCCGGACAUUGUGCUGUAUAACAAUGCUGUUGGGGACUUCCAGGUGGACGACAAGACCAAAGCUUUACUCAAGUACACAGGGGAGGUGACUUGGAUGCCCCCCGCCAUCUUUAAGAGCUCGUGCAAAAUCGACGUGACCUACUUUCCAUUUGAUUACCAGAACUGCACCAUGAAGUUCGGCUCCUGGUCCUACGACAAGGCAAAAAUCGACCUGGUCUUGAUCGGCUCUUCCAUGAACCUCAAGGAGUACUGGGAGAGCGGCGAGUGGGCAGUCAUCAAAGCCCCGGGCUACAAGCACGACAUCAAGUACAACUGCUGUGAGGAGAUCUACCCCGACAUCACGUACUCGCUCUACAUCCGACGCCUGCCCCUCUUCUACACCAUCAACCUCAUCAUCCCCUGCCUGCUCAUCUCCUUCCUGACCGUGCUGGUCUUCUACCUGCCUUCCGACUGCGGCGAGAAGGUGACCCUCUGCAUCUCGGUCCUCCUCUCGCUGACCGUGUUUCUCCUGGUCAUCACCGAGACAAUCCCUUCCACCUCGCUGGUGAUUCCCCUCAUUGGCGAGUACCUCCUGUUCACCAUGAUUUUCGUGACCCUGUCCAUCGUCAUCACCGUCUUCGUGCUCAACGUGCACUACAGAACCCCAACCACGCACACCAUGCCCGCAUGGGUGAAGACUGUUUUUCUGCACGUGCUUCCCAGGGUCAUGUUCAUGACCAGGCCCGCAAGCAGCGAAGGCCACACCCAGAGGCCAAGGCCCUCCUACAGUGCUGAGCUCUCAAAUCUGAACUGCUUCAGCCGCACGGAGUCCAGAGGCUGCAAGGAAGGCUGUCCCUGCCAGGAUGGGAUGUGUGGCCACUGCCACCACCGCAGAAUAAAAAUCUCAAACUUCAGUGCCAACCUCCCGAGAAGCUCCAGUUCUGAGUCUGUCAACGCUGUGCUGUCCCUAUCUGCUCUGUCACCGGAAAUCAAAGACGCCAUCCAGAGUGUCAAGUAUAUUGCCGAAAAUAUGAAAGCACAAAAUGAAGCCAAAGAGAUUCAAGAUGAUUGGAAGUAUGUCGCCAUGGUUAUUGACCGAAUUUUUCUGUGGGUUUUCAUCCUGGUGUGCAUUCUAGGGACAGCAGGAUUGUUUCUGCAACCUUUGAUGGCAAGGGAUGACGCUUAAGCACCAAACUGUGUUUGCCAGAGGCUUCCUGGCAUGCAGAGGGGGACUCGUUUGUUUUAUUGUGUAAAAUACACUUGGCCAUAAAAUGUACCAUCUUCACCGUGUUCAGGCCCACAGCUCGGUGGUGUUAGUCAUCGUUGUGCAGCCGCCACCGCCAUCUCCAGGACUCUUCGUCUCGUAAGACCGCAUCUCCGCACCCGCUGAACACUAACUCCCUGUCCCCUCUCCCCCUGAAACCCACAUUAUACUGUUUUGACUACUUUAAGUACCUCAUAUAAGCAGAAGUGCACACUAUUUGUCUUUCUGUGAUCGGCCAGUUUCAUUCAGCAUCAUGUCCUCGGGGCUCACCCAUGUUGGAGCAGGCGUCAGAAUCUCCUUUUUAAGGCUCAGCCGUGUUCCAUUGCACGUCUAUUCAUGUUGCUUAUCCGCUCAUCUGGCAGGGGACACUGGGGCGGCCCCCACAUUUUGGCUGUUACAGAUACAUGUGCAUCCAUGUUCACAGCAACAUUAUCUGUUUGAGACCCUGCUCUCGAUUCAUUAGGAUAUAUGCCCAGAGGCGGAAUUGUUGGGUCCUGUAGUAAUUCUAUUUUCAACUUUCUGAGGAACAACCGUACUGUUUUCCAGGAUGGCUGCACCAGUUUGCAUUCCCACAGGGGCUCCAAUUCUCCGCAUCCUCAUCAACAUUUGUAUUCUGGUUUUUUUUAUAAUAGUCAUCCUAACGGGUGUGAGGUGGUAUCUCAUUGUGGUUUUGAUGUGCAUUUAUGUAACGAUUAGUGAUGCGAAGCAUCUUCUCCUGUGCUUAUUGGCCGUUUGUGUGUCUCUUUGGAGAGGUGUCUGUUCAGGUCCUUUUCCACUUUUUUUUUUUUUUAAGUUUAUUUUAAAGAGCACAAGCAGGUGAGGGGCAGAGAGGGAGGAGACAGGAUUUGAAGCCAGCUCUGCGCUGACAGCAGAGAGCUCAAUGCGGGGCUCAAACUCACAAGCCAAGCUAUUGAGAUCACGAACUGAGCUGAAGUCAGACGCUCAACUGACUGAGCCACCCAGGCGCCCUUUCUUUUCCACUUCUCAGUUGUGGUUUUUAGUUAAGUUUUAGGAGUUCUCUAUAUGUUCCAGAUAUUAAUCUCCUAUCAGAAACAAGAUUUGCAAAUAUUUUCUCCCACUCUCUGGGGUGCCUUUUCACUCUGUUGAUAGUGUCUUCUGAUGCACAAAAUUUUUAACUUUUCAUUAAGUCCGGUUUAUCAACUUUUUGUUAGCUGUGUUCCUCUGUGUCAUAUCCGAGAAAUCACUACCAAAUCCAGUCUUGUAAAGAAUCUGUCCUGUUUUCUUCCAGGAGUUUUACUGCUUAACUCUUACAUUUAGGCUGCUCUUUCUCACACUUUCUAUCAUCAAGCUACUGGCACUGUUUUUAGCAUUUCAAGGUUUACUUAUUUAUCCAGUUGUCUUGGUUUUUAUCAAAAGAGAUUCGUGCAAGAAAAAAAGUCAAGGGUAUUUAUUAUAGAUAACUGAACAUUUAACCAGCCUUUUUGGUAAGGUAGAGAAACAUCAAAAUAUAGUUCUGCAGUGUGAAGUAAUAUACUCUACUAAAGAAUAUGUAAAUAUGGGCUAAAUAUGAAAACUGUUUCCCCUUUGUGCUGGUUGAGGCAUAAUUGGACAGGAAAACUUGCUGCUCACAAAUGUGGAAAUCCAUCUGGUUCAGUAUCACAACAGAUUUCCCAAGGGUUUUCUUACUUGGCCUGCGAUCUCCUUGAAGUUUUGUACCAUUUCAGCAAUGCCCUACCUACUACCAUUUCCUGCCAUGUUCACUCCUUGUCCCACUCCUUGUUCAUCGUUGGUUUCCAAGAGUCUGAGGGCCGUGCCUCCUUCACAGAAUGCCUCAGCCUUUAUCUCGCAUCAUCCUAAGGAACUAUGCUAUGAAAAGGUAUGCCCAGUCACACAUUCAUUGCUAGUAAACCGUUGGAGCAGCAUUUCUCAACCUUGGCACUAUUGGCAUUUGUGGCCAGAUAACUCUGUGCUGGGGAGACAUUGUAGGAUUUUUAGCCUCCAUCUGGCCUCUACCCACUAGAUGCCAAGAACAUACCCCCGGGUCCCUUGCCAGUUAUAACAACCAAAAAUGUCUCCAAAAAUUAAGUGGUCCCUCAAGCACAAAACUGUGCCCGAUUGAGAACCACUGCUAUAGACAGAUUAUUAAGAAGACAGUAUUCCAGUAUGGAGUACUGCAGUCCUGAAUCUGAAUAGGUAGGAGAUGAGGGUUUGCAGAGACCAUUUUAAUCUUCUCACUAGUCAUUUUGAUGUUUUGGCUUUGCGAAAAUAAAACUGACAAAAUUGCAGCCAACUGUGACUCAUGUUUUGGUAAGUCAAAGGAAGAUUUCUACAAAAUUUACUCACCUAUAGAAAUUUUAAGUAACAGUAACAGAGGUAGAAGAAGAAUCAGGGAUAUAUACGUGCUAAGAGAUCUAACAGGCAUUUAAACUCAUCAAACCAGACUUUCACUCAUUAAAUGACAUUAAACAUGUACCUACAAUAAAAUACAAAUGAGACAGGAUCCCCUCUGCCUUCCAAAGAGUGUUGACCUGACCUUAGAUGGGUUACUUACUAUAAAUAAGGCAUUUGUUCUCUCAAGGGCUAAGAGUUCCAGAUAAAAUGCAGAGCUUCAACCGUGUUUUAUUCCUGAUCGUAGCUGAAUCAGGGCAUUCAGAGAUGGAAUCUCACUUGUUUACCUGUGACGCGUGCCACUACGGUCCUGAAUGAGCAGUAAUCGGUGAGACUGCACCACACCUAGAGGCCCUGCAACUCUAUGGCUCCAGUACUGUGACUGCUGGAAAGAAGGAGAUGGAACUAUACGUGACAGCCAUGUGACAAUGAGCUUCCACCUAAUUAGAAACCAUCUUUAAUCUUGGAAGAUGGUUUUUCACAGUAUGAUUUGGUGGCAUCCAUGGACAUGUUUUUAAAAUGGGAUUCACUUAGUUGUAGAGGACGCCUUGUAAGAUGAAGGGUACAGAAAUGCUACGGUUUAUAUAGGAGAUGGUUAAUUGUGGAAAAUGUGGAUAAGGGGGUUGAAAUUAAUGUUAAGAAGAUACUAGUGCAUGUCCACAAGUUACCUAUUGUGUGAUUUUACAAUUGAAGGUAAGCUACAAAAACAGUUAAUACAAUAAUUGUUCAGUUUAAGCAUCUAAGAAAUAAAGUAAGCUUUAAAGGAA
Messenger RNA from Felis catus (domestic cat), 4783 nucleotides. RefSeq names its product cholinergic receptor nicotinic alpha 3 subunit (gene CHRNA3). Gene Ontology annotation, cellular component: synapse; neuron projection; postsynaptic membrane. The coding region runs from base 57 to 1589 and encodes 510 amino acids. The transcript has 6 exons. The record is from RefSeq and is a predicted model, not a curated record. Gene Ontology annotation, molecular function: acetylcholine-gated monoatomic cation-selective channel activity; transmembrane signaling receptor activity. NCBI's taxonomy places the organism in Eukaryota, Metazoa, Chordata, Mammalia, Carnivora, Felidae. Gene Ontology annotation, biological process: nervous system process; signal transduction; chemical synaptic transmission.